GCAGUGUUCAGGCCAUCAUUGGUUCAGUUUUUACAGUACAAGGAAAGAGCCUAAUGGGAGCAUAUUUGAGUCAUGGCGAAGGUAUUUCAAGUUACUUGAAACCUCAUGAGGUGGCACCGUGGCGCAUUUGAAAUACUGAACCGAAGACCGGAGCACCGAGGGCAUGAAACUGACGUAAGUUUUGAUAUUUUAGAUACAGUAGCCUAUGCAACAUGUAGCAACUUGUCGCGUUAGUCCAAGUGACUAUGCAAUAUUUCUAUAUUCUCAGGGUAGGCAACGAAGCUAAUGUAUCGAUGAUUUGACACAAAUGAAUGGCUGGACGAAGAGUAGACGAAAGCAGAAAGAUAGCUGACAGACCGUUUUUAAACUACAGUGUUGUCUGAAUUAGGGCUUUCCUUCAGGACAUUCAUGAGCCUAUCGACUCGUAGCCUAAUGUGGACCGAUUUAUGAACGAUGACCACGGACAAUGCGACUGUAUUACAAGACUUCAAUGUAAAAGUCACAUGGUGUUCCCACAAUAAAGGUUCCACAUUACAUUCUAGAACGCUGCCGAUACUGUAGAUUGUAACACACAUAUAGAUCCCAUUAAAUUACUAGAGCGGCUUUGUCAUAAACCUUCAACGUUCCAGAAUGGUUAAAAAAUGGCAGCCAUUGUGGUGAGGGAGAAAUCCAAACCAGUCUAGUUGGAAUGAAUGACAGUAGAGUAAUGGGUGAUUCAUUUCCUUAUUUUACUUAUGUAGGAAAAUAAAAAUAAGGCAGAUAUAUCAGAAAUUGUGUAAUAUAAUUAUUGUCAACCUAAAAUAUUGUCAUGUAAUUAUAAAUAAAAUAUAUUUAAAAAAGAAAUCUGUAUAAAUAGCCUCUAAAAUACAUUUAAACAGACCAUAAAUGUCUCAAUUUUUGUUUUCUUGGAAAGCUGUGAGUGUUAUUUAUAUGAUACAAUAUCACUACUUGUUUCAUUUACAACUUGUCAACAAACAAAAAAAGCCCUAUCAUCAGCUAAUUCCAGCCAGUGUAUGGCUGUGGAUUGACUGCAUUGUUUGAAUAGAAUGUUGGAAUAUUGGCAGUUAUUUUGAAAAUUAAUGGAAUCAUUCCUCUAAAACUGGCUGGCUAGCUAGCUAACAAACAUGCAGUGCAGAUAAUCUUCAAAUUCAUUGUUUUACACAAUAUCUUAUCACAGCACUGGCUGACCAUGGUUGACCAACUCCCUUACCAAAAUGGCUGACCUUUUAUACCACCAUAAGAAGGUUUAUGUUCAUUCUAGUAUUCUAAUUCCUAAUUCUAUGGUAACACAUUUGAUAUUACAUAUGAAUUUAUGGUAAUUAUUAAACAAAUUAUUAUUUUAUGAGAGUCUAGGCUAUUUAACUUUGAAUUAUAUUUUAGACAGCUAGACUCCUUUGAUGAUUCAGAGGACAGUAAUUUGGACUUGUCUAGCAGAACAGGAAUGUACAAGUUGUUGUUUCUGGUUGGUAAAGGGGCUGGGACAAACUCAAUAUUUACGCUGUUCACAAAAUAUGUUUCAUUAUUUUAAUGGGCAUGUUUAGUUUUUACAGUGCCUUCAGAAAGUAUUUUUUCUUUUACUUUUUCCACAUUUUGUUGUGUUACGGACAGAACUUCAAAUGGAUUAAAAUGAGAUUUUUUUUGUAACUGGCCUACACACAAUACCCCAUAAUGUCAAAGUGGAAUAAUGUUUUUUCGAAAUGUUUACAAAAUAAUAAAAAAUGAAAAGCUUGAAUGUCUUGAGUCAUUAAGUAUUCAACCCUUUUGUUAUGGCAAGUCUAAAUAUGUUGCUUAACAAGUCACAUAAUAAGUUGCAUGGAUUCACUCUGUGUGCAAUAAUAGUGUUUAACAUGAUUUUUUUAUGACUACCUAAUCUCUGUACCCUACACAUACAAUUAUCUGUAAGGUCCCUCAGUCGAGCAGUGAAUUUCCAAAACAGAUUCAACCACAAUGACCAGGGAGGUUUUCCAAUGCCAUGCAAAGAAGGGCACCUAUUGGUAGAUGGGGGGGAAAAAAGAAGCAGACAUUGAAUAUCCCUUUGAGCAUGGUGAAGUUAUUAAUUACACUUUGGAUGGUGUAUCAAUACACCUAGUAACUACAAAAAUACAGGCGUCCUUCCUAACUCAGUUAUCGGAGAGGAAGGAAACCGCUACGGAAUUUCACCAUGAGGUCAAUGGUGACUUUAAAACAGUUACAGAGUUUAAUGGCUUUGAUAGGAGAAAACUGAGGAUUGAUCAACAUCAUUGUAGUUACUCCACAAUAAUAACCUAAUUGACAGAGUGAAAAGAAGGAAACCUGUACAGAAUACAAAUAUUCCAAAACAUGCAUCAUGUUUGCGACAAGGCACUAUAGUAAUACUGCAACAAAUGUGGCAAAGCAAUGAACUUUUUGUCCUGAAUACAAAGUGUUAUGAUUGGGGCAAAUCCAAAACAACACAUUACUGAGUACCACUCUCCAUAUUUUCAAGCAUAGUGGUGGCUGCAUCAUGUUAUGGGUAUGCUUGUAAUCGUUAAAGACUGGGGAGUUUUUCAGAAUAAAAAAUAAAUGGAAUGGAGCUAAGCACAGGCAAAAUCUUAGAGCAAAACCUGGUUCAGUCUGCUUCCACCAGACACUGGGAGAUUAAUUCACCUUUCAGCAGGAAAAUAACCUAAAACACAAGGCCAAAUCUACGCUGGAGUUGCUUAUCAAGAAGACAGUGAAUGUUCCUGAGUGGCUGAGUUACAGUUUUGACUUAAAUCUACUUGAAAAUCUAUGGCAAGACCUGAAAAUGGUUGUCUAGCAAUGAUCAACAACCAAUUUGACAGAGCUUGAAGAAUAUUGAAAAUAAUAAUGGGCAAAUGUUGCACAAUCUAGGUGUGGAAAGCUCUUACAGACUUACUCAGAAAGACUCACAGCUGUAAUCGCUGGCAAAGGUGCUUCUAAAAAGUAUUGACUCAGGGGUGUUAAUACUUAUAUACUUCUGUAUAUCAUUUUCAAUAAAUGUGCAAAAAUGUCUAAAAACAUGUGUUCACGUCAUCAUUAUGGGGUAUUGUGUGUAGAUGGGUGAGGAAAAAAAAUCUAUAAUAAUCCAAUUUUUAUUCAGGCUGUAGCACAACAAAAUAUGGAUUAAGUCAAGGGGUAUGAAUACUUUCUGAAGGCACUGUAUGCUGCUCAUUGUAACAGUAGUGCUAUGUGAAAGGCUAAUGUAAUGUACUGAUGAUUAACUCAUUCUUGAAAUCACAUUCAUGAAUAGAAAGAAGGUCUACAUCGUUUUUUACAGUCAAUAGGCCUAAAGUCAAUUUAAAUGUAGAAUAGCUAGCUUCUCGUACAACAGAACUUAAUCUAAUGUUGGUUUAAACUAGGGAUUUAGUGAACUGUUUAUUACAUUUGAUAAGGUUUUUUGGGUGAUGACUACCAUUGUAAGUCAUUCUUUUUUAGGGGAAUCUUGACAGUCAGGUAUAUCUGGACAGUAUGGGGUCUAUAGCAUUGUCAUGCUAAUAUCUUUGCAGCCCAUUCAAUCUUCUCUCUUGUAAUCAUCAGAAUCCUGUUGAUUUUGGAACAGAUCUCAGAGCAGCUCCCGUUGCAAGGGUGUCCUCCACAGGAAUAAUCCUAAUCUUAUUAAUUUUUUUUACAGAUCUUAAAACAGCCAAUCCUACAGUGAUCUCCAAGUGGCCAGGUCCACCCACAGUAGAGGGGAGAGUCUGUUAGAGGAAAAGAGACGCAGAGAGAUGAGCGUAUUGAAAGAGGGAAGAAUGGACCUGGGUACCGUUCACCGUGAGAGGGUCACACUGGUUGUGGACGGUAGCCAUUUUGUGGUGGACCCCGCCACCUUCACUGCACACCCCAACACCAUGCUAGGGAGGUACAGUGGGAAAUUAACUUAAAUAAUUAUAUUUUAUUUCACUUACUUAUGAAUGUAGAGUACAUACGGAUAUGAAAAUGUUACUUAGAGAAAACAUAGUUGGUUAAGGUUUGGGUUACAUUUGUUCAAGUUGUCAUUGCAGAAUGUUUGGCCCAGCGCGACAGCACAAUUUCACCAGGCCCAAUGGGAAGGGCGAGUAUGAACUGACAGAGGGCAUCAGUGCCAGCAUCUUUCAGGUCAUACUGGUGAGUUGGCACACCAGUAACCAGCACUGCUUAUAACCAGACACUCACACAGUGCAGAAAAUAUACACUGAGUAUACCAAACAUUAGGAACACCGUCCUAAUAUUGAGUUGCACCCCACCUUUUGCAGGAAACUGUUGAGUGUGAAAAACCCAGCAGCAUUGCAGUACUUGACACAAACCUGUGCGCCUGGCACCUACUACCAUACCCCGUUCAAAGGCACUUAAAUAUUUUGUCUUGCCCAUUCACCCACUGAAUGGCACACAUACACAAUCCAUGUCUCAAUUUUCUCAAGGCUUAAAAAUCCUUAUUUUUAACCUGUCUCCUCCCCUUCAUCUACACUGAUUGAAGUGACAUCAAUAAGGGAUCAUAGCUUUCACCUGGAUUCAACCUGGUCAGUCUAUGUCAUGGAAAGAACAAGUGUUCUUAUUGUUUAUAUAUAUACUCAGUGUAUACUUUAUAGCCUCGACCCAACAACUUCUGAAAAUCUUAUAAUGUUGCAAAUAAAAGCUCUCCUCCAGUACUUGUGAUGGGGCUGGCAUUGUUAAAGCCAGUCUAUCAUCUCAGUGAAAUGACUGGUAUUGCCACAGCUGUAGAGGUACCAAAAACGAUCUGUUCAUUCAUUCCAAUGUGUAUUUCUCUGCCAGAACUUUUAUCAGACGGGUGUUAUGAGGUGUCCCGAUGGCGUAUCAGUGUCGGAGCUGAGAGAGGCUUGUGAUUACCUCUGUAUCAACUUCAAUGCCAGCACGGUCAAGUGUCGCGACCUCAGUGAGUAUUACCACCCAUUAUUACCACCCUUAACUCUAACCUGUCACUCCAUGUGUAAACUGACCAGUUUAGGGGAUUGACCAAGGUAGGGGUAGGGGCGGGCACAAUAUAUGGAAUAUGCAGAACAGCAGCCAUUACAAAUAUAUCUUUACCGGUAUUAGCAACUCUUAUGACAACACAACACAUCACAAGGAUACCCUCAUCUAUGAAUCUUAACAAUAACAAGUUGAGGUACUAAAUGUUUUUGGAGUGAAUAUUUUGUUUGAGAAUGAUUGCAAAAUGGGAGCAUAUUUUUAAAAUGACCUCAUAGCAUUCAAACCUCCUUGCAGUCUCAACAUAGACAUAUCCUUCACUUGAUUAUCAUGAUAGUCACUUGACCAACUUCACUGUCUCAUUAUGUUCCCAGGUGCCCUGCUUCACGAGCUGUCCAACGAUGGGGCAAGGAGGAAGUUUGAGGGCUUCCUGGAGGAGCUGGUGGUGCCCGCCAUGGUGUCAUGUGCCCAGGGAGGGGAGAGGGAGUGCCACAUCGUGGUUCUGGCCGACGAUGACAUUGUGGACUGGGAUGAGGAACACCCUCCACCCAUGGGAGAGGAGUAUUCCCAAAGUAAGGCCACCAGUCAAAACACACACACAUCACCAAUCCUAAAGUACUCUGAAAAAUUACCAACUUCCAAUACCAAUGUCAAUUCAAAAUUGGUCACAUGUAAAGGUUACGCAACUGGAGACACCUCAUCAUUUUUGGAAGCAUGUUUUUGACGCAGCAGCAUUACGGUUUCUAUCAAGAGUAUAUGUAGGAGUGGUUGCUUAUUAACUGUUAAUAACUUUAGCUAGCUAGCUAACCAUCUUGGCUAACUGUGCGCCGGAACAAUUUCAAUGUUGAGUGAAUGAAUAUGUUUCUCUCGCCUCUGUCCAGUUUUGUACAGCUCCAAACUCUACCGCUUCUUCAAGUACAUCGAGAACAGAGAUGUUGCCAAAACCCUGCUGAAGGAGAGAGGUUUGAAGAACAUCCGGAUAGGCAUUGAGGGUGAGUUGGUCUUGUCUCCACUCAACUUCCCCAGGCCAGGGGAUUAAUUUAUGCUUUAUUCAAGGUGGAGGAUUCUCUGUGCUGUCCUGAAAAGAUUUUCUUGAAUAGCAUCCAUGACCACGCUCCACAGUAAUUGUAGUUUUAUGUUAAUAUGUGUUGGUCUUACAAACUUGAAAGUCUGUUCUACCCAAGUUACCCCCUGUAAAAUGUGUAUUGAUAUACAUUACAAAUGGAUUUCCACUGAUCUGUUUCUGUGUCCCAGGGUACCCAACCUAUAAGGAGAAAGUGAAGCGGCGCCCGGGAGGAAGGUCAGAGGUCAUCUACAAUUACGUGCAGCGGCCCUUCAUUCAGCUGUCCUGGGAGAAGGAGGAAGGGAAGAGCCGCCACGUGGACUUCCAGUGCGUCCGCAGCAAGAGCGUGCCCAACCUGGCGGUGCCAGGGGAGGGGGGCGGAGGUGGGGCGGCCUGGGGAGGCACCAUGCCCACCCCGCAGGUGGAUGAGCUGGACAGGCUCAAUGGGCCAGACCCCUCUCAACUCCCCCAACUCUCCCAGACUGCAGCCAAUGAAAGCUGAGACUCUCAGACCACACCCCCACCGCAUUUCUGCUGCUACCCAUCUCAUCCCGAGGCUCUUGAUGGACUAUUUCCUUCAAACCAGAGGAAGUCGUUAUUUCCUUGCCAUAAUGGCAAGAGCACAGUGCUUGUCUUCAACAGGGUGCACAUUAAAAGUUAAGGUAUUGUUGGGCAUGUUGGAUAUAUUGCACCUCAGAUAACUGCAAGACUGUCCUCCCGUAAAGAGGGCUAUGUUACUGUUCUAACUGGGCACUUUUAUUGUUUGGAAUGCGAAAUCGUCAUUUUGGUGGAUAGCUUUGAAUGUCAUAUGACUAUUUCAGAGAGAGAGCUUUUAUACACAUACAUGUGCAAUAUAUGCACAUUUUAUGACGUUAUGUUGUGUCGUCUGUGAUGGUAUGCAUUUAAAAUACCUACUGUUUUUGUCACUGUUGUAGGCAUGCAAAUGAGAUGUAGGCCUAUGAAUGAAGCCAAUUUGUUUGACAUUCCAUUCCAAAUGACAUGUUCCCAUGGCAACAUGAUGAUGUUAUGAAUGAGUGCCACGUUCAACAUGUUGAUGCGUCUGCCAUGUUACACUUGUUACACUGUCUGUCACAGAGACAUCUCCCUGAGCCUGUAGAUCCUAUAGUCAGUCAUAGGCUAGAUGAAUGUGUGCCUUGAGUAAUUAAAGAGCAUUAUACAUAUUUUUCAU
Messenger RNA from Coregonus sp. 'balchen', 7133 nucleotides. The record is from the annotation of a GenBank genome assembly. NCBI's taxonomy places the organism in Eukaryota, Metazoa, Chordata, Actinopteri, Salmoniformes, Salmonidae.